CGGAGGGAGAGAGAGAGAGAGAGGAUGUCGUUAAGGGCGUCCAUGAUUCGUCGAAAAAUCCCUAUGAAAGUAUUUGGGCAGAAUCAUCUCCUCUUUCAAAUAAAACCCUUUUCAUCAACGAAGAAGGAAAGGAGUAUAGAGAAGAUCCUGAUCGCUAACAGAGGAGAGAUUGCUUGCCGGAUCAUGAGAACUUCAAAGAGGCUAGGCAUUCGAACCGUUGCUGUCUACAGUGACGCCGACCAACACAGCCUCCAUGUUAAAUCUGCUGAUGAAGCUGUUCGCAUUGGCCCACCUCCUGCUCGAUCCAGCUAUCUCAGUGCGUCUGCCAUCAUUCAGGCCGCUAUUCGAACUGGUGCCCAGGCUGUCCACCCAGGCUAUGGUUUUUUAUCAGAAAGUGCUGAAUUUGCUCAGCUAUGUGAAGCUGAGGGGCUUACAUUCAUUGGGCCUCCAGCAUCUGCGAUCCGAGAUAUGGGUGAUAAGAGUGCGUCGAAACGGAUAAUGGGGGCAGCAGGGGUACCUCUUGUUCCUGGAUAUCAUGGUAGUGAACAAGACAUUGAUUUUCUGAAGUUAGAAGCUGAGAAGAUUGGAUAUCCUAUACUGAUAAAGCCCACCCAUGGUGGUGGUGGAAAGGGUAUGAGGAUAGUGAAUGGACCAAAUGAAUUUGUUGAAUCCUUUUUGGGAGCACAACGUGAGGCUGCUGCUUCUUUUGGCAUAAAUACCAUCUUGCUGGAGAAAUACAUCACUCGUCCAAGGCAUAUAGAAGUACAGGUAUUCGGAGACAAGCAUGGUAAUGUUUUACAUUUAUAUGAGAGAGACUGCAGUGUGCAAAGAAGGCACCAGAAGAUAAUUGAAGAAGCUCCAGCACCAAACAUUGUUAAUGAGUUCCGCUCCCACCUGGGUGAAGCGGCCGUUGCUGCAGCCAAGGCAGUUGGUUAUCACAAUGCUGGGACCGUGGAAUUUAUUGUGGACACGAUGUCUGACCAAUUUUAUUUCAUGGAGAUGAACACCCGUCUUCAGGUUGAGCACCCUGUAACUGAGAUGAUUGUUGGCCAAGACCUUGUAGAGUGGCAGAUCCGUGUAGCAAAUGGAGAACCUCUUCCCUUGACUCAGUCACAAGUGCCUUUAUCAGGACAUGCCUUUGAAGCUCGGAUAUAUGCUGAAAAUGUCCUGAAGGGAUUUCUUCCAGCUGCUGGUGUUCUCCAUCACUACCGUCCCGUUCCUGUUUCACCAACAGUGCGAGUUGAGACGGGUGUUGAAGAAGGAGACUCUGUUAGUAUGCAUUAUGAUCCAAUGAUAGCCAAGCUUGUAGUAUGGGGAGAAAAUCGCAAUGUGGCAUUAGUUAAACUUAAUGACUGCUUAUUAAAAUUUCUGGUUGCAGGCUUACCAACAAACAUCAGCUUCCUUCAAAGGCUUGCCAAUCAUUGGGCCUUUGAAAAUGGCCAGGUUGAGACGCAUUUUAUCGAGCAUUUUAAAGAUGAUCUAUUUGUUGCUUCAACUGAUACAAUAGCGAAGGACUCUUGGGCUUCUGCUAAGCUAAGUGCAACUUUAGUUGCUGCCUGUGUUUGCAAACUGGAGCAGAUUUCCUCGAAGGAAAGUUUCACUGGAGGGGACAGCUUGCUCUCGUUAUGGUAUGCACACCCACCUUUUAGACUCCAUCACACUGCAAGACGAACAAUGGAACUUGAGUGGGAGAAUGAGUUUGAUGGCAUUGAUUCUAAGAUGAAACUUGAUAUUACUAAUCAAUCCGAUGGAAACUAUUUUAUUGAGAUAGAAGACAGUGAUUCUCCUGCGAUGGAAGUUAAAGUUGCACAUUUAGGAGAUCUUGAUUUCAGAGUUCAUGCUAAUGGGUUAAUCAUGGAUGUUAGCAUGGCACUUUAUUCAAAGGAAAAAAAGAAGCACAUGCAUAUUUGGCAUGGUAAGCAUCAUCAUCAUUUCAGACAGACAACUGGGCUUGAGCUGUCUGCUGAUGAUGCAUCAGAUGACAAACCAAGGUUUGAGAUAGCAUCUCAUCCUCAAGGAAGUGUUGCAGCACCCAUGGCCGGUUUAGUGGUCAAGGUUUUGGUGGAGGAUGGGACACUUGUGGAGGAAGGUCAGCCCAUCUUAGUCUUAGAAGCAAUGAAGAUGGAGCAUGUUGUGAAGGCGCCGCAUGCUGGGUAUGUCCGUGGACUUAAAGUCACUUCUGGACAACAGAUUCUUGACACCACUGUUCUUUUCAGCAUUAAGACACAGGGUGUCCCCGCCCCUUUUGAUGCGAGACUAUUCCCUACAGAUACACGCAAUCACCCACAAUUACGUGUAUCGAGACAAGUAGCCAUUGCGGUGGGACACCCUGUUGGAGCAACCUCCUCAGUCCAUUCUCAUUCUCAACUUAAUGCUUCCUAAUUUAAGGCUGCCUGUCAGAAUGGCCUUUGUGACGGUAUGAAAACAAUCUGUGACAGAAUUUCUCGAGGGUGUCAUAUCAAAUCCAGUAAUCUGUUCCUGUUUCCAUAUGGAAAUUAUUGACUUGCUCAUGUAAUGGAAAGAUUGGUGUUGCUGGAAAAUAAAUUGGCAGUUAUUUCUCUAUUUGUUAUGGAAGAAUGCAAGCAAAGAAGAUGUAAUCUUCGAAUAGGCAAGUUAUAUUUCUUGCUUCUCUUUCCUUUUGUGUUAAAUGCUUGAAAAAAUUGCAUCUA
Messenger RNA from Magnolia sinica, 2669 nucleotides. Its product is annotated as methylcrotonoyl-CoA carboxylase subunit alpha, mitochondrial. NCBI's taxonomy places the organism in Eukaryota, Viridiplantae, Streptophyta, Magnoliopsida, Magnoliales, Magnoliaceae. Bases 25 to 2382 code for a protein of 785 amino acids. Gene Ontology annotation, molecular function: ATP binding; metal ion binding; methylcrotonoyl-CoA carboxylase activity. The record is from RefSeq and is a predicted model, not a curated record. Gene Ontology annotation, cellular component: mitochondrion. The transcript is spliced from 17 exons.